Larimichthys crocea (large yellow croaker) is the source of this 2166-nucleotide messenger RNA. RefSeq names its product ring finger protein 32 (gene rnf32). Gene Ontology annotation, molecular function: protein binding. The record is from RefSeq and is a predicted model, not a curated record. The coding region runs from base 15 to 1136 and encodes 373 amino acids. Lineage: Eukaryota; Metazoa; Chordata; Actinopteri; Sciaenidae. The transcript is spliced from 8 exons.
GUUUCUUCUUAUACAUGCAUUCAGACUCUCUUCUCGUUAAUAGGUCGACGUUAAGUUGUCUCGUUGCACCUGGUAGUUUAAUUAGACAGGGCUCGACACCUAAAGCCAGCAACAAGUUGGUGAUCACCUCGGUUGCCUUUCAAGACCACAUCACGCGCACCCUGCUGCGCUCAGAGUUCUCCCGAUCUGACCCUCUGCCGAGAUGCAAGAGAAAAGCACCCAGAAAUCCGCGAGCGAGAAAGGAAGACCGUGGCCUGCAGAGACAAGAAGAGGCAGAAUAUGUGCUUGAUUCUGCUCCACCUCCUUUAACAUUGGCUCAGAAGUUGGGUUUGGUGGCCUCCCCUGCAGGAAGACUCACAGAGGAUGAAUGGACUCGGGUCAAGGCGAGGUCUGUUCAGCAGGGGGAAUCAGCACAUCCCUGUGCGAUAUGCAGGGAGGAGUUUCUCCUUCAGCCUCAGGUGUUGCUGUCUUGUUCUCAUGUUUUCCACAGAGCAUGUUUGCAGGCCUUUGAGAGGUUUUCUGGGAGGAAAUGCUGCCCGAUGUGCAGAAAGGAGCAAUAUGAGACACGGGUGAUCCACGAUGCAGCUCAUCUCUUCAGACACCGGUGUGCCACCAGAAUUCAGGCGUGCUGGCGAGGUUAUGUUGCUCGAAAAAGAUACCGUACGUUGAGGAAAUCCGUCUGCCCAAAAGACAAAAAGCUGCGACGCAAAUUCUUCGAAGCAAAGUUGCAGGAGUUGAAUGACAGCUUUGUCCGAUACUGUCACACCGACACGGAGGCUUUUCUGAGUGAUAUCAACCGCUCGCUGUCAUCAAGCAGACGAGUGUUCCAGCAGCUGGAGAGAAAGCACAUCUCCGAACCUCACGAGAACGACUGGGACCGAAUACAGAGGCAGGUUAUCCAGAGAGGCGUCUGGGACUGCCCCAUCUGCCUGACUGCACUGUGCAGCCCGAGCCUCCUGACAGAAGCAGGUACAUCCAGCCAUCAUCAACACAGACAGACGGUGCUUCUGUCCUGUACCCACCUCUUCCAUCAACCCUGUCUGGAGGCCUUUGAGACCUUUGCUAUAGAGAGCAGACCUUCAUGUCCCCUGUGCAGAUCUGCCUACCACAAAAAAAUCAUUGAACCAGUAUUGUAAGGACUGUUCCCCCUGGAAUAUGAAGGAUGGAUGACUAAGUAUAGCAGCAAAGGUGGUAUGCAGGUGGACUUCAUCAUCUCUCCCAGGACCUUCAGACAGAGAUAAAGUAGUGGUUACUCCUGCAGGCUCCUCUUAGCUCCACACUGCUAGACCAAUUUCAAACCAUCUGUCAAAGCUGAUCGCAUGCUGCCUGGAAAGCCAUCAGCACCCCAUUGUUUUCCUGCUUAUCCAUUUUGGCCUGCCAGUCCGGGUGCUUCUGCACGAGUAUGGGCUAGCUGUGCCAUCCAAUGAUAAAGUAAUAUAGGGUUAUAAUUAAGCUUUCAAUAACCCGACGUGCCCUAAUGGGGGGAAGAAAGAAAGAAAAUUGCUGCAUCGAUACAUUGAAUCAAUUUACAAUUUUCUAUUUCAGCCAUCUGUAUGCAGAAAUUACACUCCGAUGUGGCACGGAGGAGAAGCACAAGUCUAUAUACAUUCUGCGUCUCCUGUAACAUCUUCACAACCUCUGUCGUCAAUUAGAUUGGGCAAUCGAUUCAGUGCCUGGAGAGAUGUAUUUACAGCCGCAGUAAGCAGUUUGCAAGCAUCAAGGACCUUUAACAAAAUUGCCUGUGAAGAGACAGGGAGAGAGAUGAUGGAGACCCCAGUCGAUACAGCUUGCCACUGUGGUCUGGCUACACCCAUUUCUAAUGCCAAAGGUUUUGAUCCUGGUUUGGUAAUUUGAGAAAAUCUAAUUGGGGGUAAAAAGAUGCUUGGCAUUUGAAAUGUCAGGGGGACAGUGGCAGAGUUGGAGACAUUAGCAUGCAGCUGGGUCAUGCAUCCGAGAAACACAGGCCAGAUUCAUCAGGGUUGUGUUGCACAGUGAGAUUAUUUUCUAAUAUGUGAGGCUGCUAGCAUUUGCGUCAUGUCAUAAACAUGAUUAAUUACUCUCAAAAAUUAGCAAUAAGCAAUUAGCCCAGUUAGUAAAGCAACCGCCCCAUGUACGAAGGCUCAUUCCUCGCCGCGGCAGCCCAGCGCUCGAAUCCGACCUGUGGCU